AUGUGUCCCGCCUCCUCGAACAUGUGUUGGCGUUGCAAGAGGGAAGCAAUGAUCCACAUAUGGUGGGCAUGUCCCACACUGGCUCCUCUCUGGACACAAGCCCUCCGAAUCAUGUUGGAUAUGCUUGGUCACCAGGCAGAAAAAAAUCCUGCACUAUGCCUGUUGUACAUGUUUCCUGAGAGGAUGUCCAAAACUCACCGGGCGCUAAUAUACCAUACGCUUACAUCAAUACAUAUCCUAAUGGCGAGACAUUGGAAAGCUAGAGAAAUAUCGUCGCAUACACACCUAGUAAACCAAAUUGCACUCAAUUGGACAUAUGAAGCCAUGCACCAACACCAAUUUGGCCCAAGACCUACAGUAGCGAAGGCAAAACAUAUAUGGGACACAUACAACAACCACACUGAUAACCCAACAACAUAA
Messenger RNA from Pelobates cultripes (western spadefoot toad), 420 nucleotides. The record is from the annotation of a GenBank genome assembly. NCBI's taxonomy places the organism in Eukaryota, Metazoa, Chordata, Amphibia, Anura, Pelobatidae.